Chenopodium quinoa (quinoa) is the source of this 1018-nucleotide messenger RNA. Its product is annotated as E3 ubiquitin ligase BIG BROTHER-related-like. The record is from RefSeq and is a predicted model, not a curated record. The transcript is spliced from 7 exons. Bases 158 to 799 code for a protein of 213 amino acids. Lineage: Eukaryota; Viridiplantae; Streptophyta; Magnoliopsida; Caryophyllales; Amaranthaceae.
CAGAAGCAACUUUUCUUCUGUAAAAUUAUAUAAUUGCUUUCCUUCAGGUUUUGCUGCUUGUUUGAUAUAAUACCUCCUUCAAAAUCUAAAGCUGCAAUAUAACAAUUGUGUGAUACAAAGGAAGACGUUUUGUCAGAAGAUAUUAAGGAAGAAUACAAUGGAGAACAAUGACCAGCAGGCAAAGCAGCAGCCGCAGCAGUCACAACAGCAGCAGCAGCAGGCAUCGAAACAGCUUCCGUUGAAUCAGUUGCAGCAGGAUUCGGAUCAUGCUUUUGCUAUCGCGUUGCAAGAACAGGAAAGUACAUUUACAUUUCUGGAGACUAUUAGGAGUGACUCAGAUGACGAAAGCGAGGACGAAGAAGAGGAUGAGGAAACUGGAAGCUCAUCAUCUCAUGACUUCGCUGGAUUUGAUACCCAAGAAAUUUAUGAUGAAUUAGAAUUUCUCGAGGAGGAUGAAGAAGGUAGCUACACCGACGAGAUUGAGGAAGAUGAGAUUGAUCCAGACGAAAUGUCUUAUGAAGAAUUAUUGGCAUUGGGAGAAGUUGUUGGAGAGGAGAGUCGUGGAUUAUCUGCUGAGGAAAUUACUUCAUCAUUGUCAUCAUGUGUUCACAAAUUUGUUGAAUGCAAAACCACAAUUGAUAGGUGUGUAAUAUGUCAAAUCGAGUAUGAAGAAGGGGAACAAUUGGCUGCCUUGCAUUGCCAACAUUCAUUUCAUAAGGAUUGCAUAAAUCAUUGGCUUCAAAUAAAGAAGGUUUGUCCCAUAUGUUCUGUAGAGAUUACACCACGGUGCAAAUCUUGACAAGAUAGAACAUACAACAUUACUAUUUUCCUAAACGUAGCCCAUUCUUAAAUGUUUCGAUUCAAUUCGAAUUUGCACAUUUAUUUUAUGGGAAUUGCAUAAAGAUUUUAAGUCUACUAUGUAAAUAUACAUAUAUAAUUCUCUUAAAAAAAAUGUAAAUAUACACUAUAUGUAAUUGAAUUAAACUAAUAAACUUAUUGUGAAAUACUGAAAUGCAAA